GCGCGGGCGGCCUCGGCGGCGCGUACGGCUCGGGCCGCGCCUACGGCGCCAGCGGCAUGUACGGCGCGGGCGGCCUGUACGGCGCGGGCGGCGCGUACGGAGGCGGGGGCGACUGCGGCACGGCGUGCUGCGCGACCACCACCUCCUGCAUGGGCUGCGGCCCCGGCGCCGGCGCGGCGUGCGCUGAGGGCUCGGGCUGCGGCGGCGGCGGCGGCACGAUCCUGAGCUACGUGGGCCCGGGGGGCGACUACGUCCAGGAGACCACGUACAAGUACGUGGGCAUGGGCGCGGGCGAGUUCGGGGCGGUCCGCAUCCCUGGGCGCGGCCCGAACUGCUGCCUGAUCUGCCUCGUGCCCCUGGGGCUGUCGCUCCUCCUGCUGCCCCUCCUGCUCUUCGCGAUGGCGCCGGGCUCGACGACGACCACGACGACGACGACCACCACCCCGGUGAUCAUCACGACCACUCCGCCGCCGGACACCACCACCGCGAAGACCACCACCACGAAGGCCACGACGGCUGCGCCCCCGCCCCCGCCCCCGCCGCCCCCGCCCCCGCCGCCGCCCCCCCCGCCCCCGCCGCCCCCGCCGCCCACGACCACGGAGAUCCGGAAGAAGAUCAACUGCGGCGAGGGCGACGUCGUGUCUUGGGAUGUGCCCAAGAAGGUGUACUGCUGCCUGCACGAGGGCAAGGGCUGCCCGACGACACCGGCUGCGCCCAGCACCAUGCCGGCGCCGGUCGUGCCCGUCGCGCCGGUCGCGCCGGUGGUGACAACGGCGAUGAGCACCACGUCCCCGUGCCCGAUCGACUGCAACGCCGGCUACAACGACCUCGACCCGCUGCAGUGGGUGCGCGGCUGGUCUGGCGAGAAGAAGAUCUACUGCUGCAAGACUGCCAACAAGGGCUGCCCCUCGGAGCUGCCCCCGCCCUCGGGCCUCCCGCAGGGCGACGCGCCCCCCGAGGAGGACAAGAGCCAGUACGACUGCGACGCGGGCUACCACCACUGCAUGCACUGCCUGGAGCUGUCGUGGUCCCCGGGGAAGAUCGCCUACUGCUGCAAGAACCAGCACAAGGGCUGCAAGGGCGAGGAGCCGGAGUGA
Molecule: messenger RNA, 1097 nt
Organism: Prorocentrum cordatum
Lineage: Eukaryota; Dinophyceae; Prorocentrales; Prorocentraceae
Source: the annotation of a GenBank genome assembly